CGCGGUUUCGAUGCAAGCAAUUAUCGAUGUUUUCCCAGAUCUCGGUCAGUAAAUGCGAAAUAAGAUAGGCGACAUUUAGGAAAUAGGUGACAAUGAAGCUGCUCCCACUGAUCUGGCUGCUGAGCGGCCUGCUCCUAGUUGCCGGCCAGCAGAAUGCUUCGGCUGCCGCGUCCCCCAAGGACAUCGUGGCGGGGAAGGGGGUUCCAGGAUCGGAAUCGGGAACUCCACCAGUUGCAGGCCAAGCGCAGCCAAAGGAACCUGUCGUCCAGAAGCCGAAAGAGGACACCGACAAGACGGCCCAAGCGGAAGGUGUAGACAAGCACAGAAAGCGCACAGACACUAGCGUGCCCCCAGCUUCAAAUUCAACGGUGGAGCAGAAGGGCUCCAAGGGAAACAAGACGGCCACCCCCAACAGCGCAGUGACUUCCACUUCUACCACGACCACGACCACAGCCAAGCCAGCUGCAGGAUCAGCCAUAGUCAGCGAUGGUCAGUCUAUGCGAGACGUGACCAAGGCGGGCAGCUCGCCCAACAGCACCGCCACUUCUUCCAGCACCACGACAACGACUACGACUACUAAACCAACUACAACAAGCACCACUACAACCACGCCGAAGCCCAAGAAACCCACUUUAACCGAGAGCAUGAAUACGCACCCGGAGUUGGAGAGCGAGCUGGAGCAGCAGAAGAGUCAGGAGAAGCCCGGCCAGCCAACCAAGCCCACCCAAGCACAGCCGUCGGAGCCCUUGGUGCAGGAGCUCACUGGAAGCAGUCACCGCGAGCAGUCUGGGUAUGUGGUGCCCAUCUUGACCGUGCUGCUGACUGUGCCGCUGGCCAUCGGCGUGAUGACCAUUUUGUACCGCCGCUUCCGCGACAUGUGGAGCACCAGGCACUACCGCCGCAUGGACUUCCUGGUGGACGGCAUGUACAACGACUGACGAAGGCCAGGACGGCAGACAGGCAGCAAGGGCGGCCACUUCUCCGGGUGCUCCUCCUCCGGCGCCCGCGGAUGAUGAUUAUUAGUUGUUUAAGUUGUACGUCGACUAGGCGCUUGCAUUCAAUGCAAGGCCUCCGGAACGAAAGCAGAGUGAGAAGAAGAGGAGGUGGAAAGAUGAAAGAAAACUAGGAUAUUGAUCAGUCAAUAUCAGUCAAUUAAAGGAGAAAGGGAUUCGCACUGUAGCGUGGCUAAGAAGACCCUUCCGAGCGGCCAAAUUGAAUUUAAACCAACUGAUUUUCUACGCUAAAUUGGAGCGUGCUUUUAAUUUUAAGCAUUUUGGAUUUAUGUCAAGCAUUUGUUACCAAUCAAAUUGAAACCGACACUUAUAUACCCUGUAUAUCUACUUAAAACUAUGUACACCAGCUGCUGUAUAUUGGAGGCUGCGACCAAUCGAAUCGGACUCCCAUUCAUCAGCGCAAUUAGCAAUCACUCAAUCCACAAUCUAGCCGUAAUGUGCCUUACAAAUCAGCUCUAAAUAUAUACACCUUUACACAUGAUAUUCUCCAUCUUCGAAGCUUACGAGAUGAAUUCUCUGCAUUUACUUUACGCAACACAACACUCAAUAAAAAAGCAGCAAAAACCAAAAAAUCACAAGCAAUCGGCCUGAUACAAGCAAAUUUGUUGCUUUAUAAAUAUAUAUAUAUACAUAUAUUACUUGUUGUUAUCAGAGAAACAAUUAUAAUAAAGCGAAAGGCAUAAAAAUUGAA
This is a messenger RNA of Drosophila rhopaloa, 1704 nucleotides long. Its product is annotated as salivary glue protein Sgs-3. Bases 93 to 938 code for a protein of 281 amino acids. Lineage: Eukaryota; Metazoa; Arthropoda; Insecta; Diptera; Drosophilidae. The transcript has a single exon. The record is from RefSeq and is a predicted model, not a curated record.